AUGAUCCCUACGGAGGCAUGGAAAGCAUUAGGAGAUGAAGGAGUGGAUAUACUGUGUGAUCUUAUAACAAAGAUCCUUGAGCAGGAAAAGAUACCAAAUGAGUGGCAUGGGAGUAUACUGAUCUCAAUCUUUAAGGGGAAAGGCGAUGUCCAAGAGUUUGGUAAUUAUAGUAGUAUUAAACUGAUGACCCACACUUUGAAGAUGCUGGAAAGGAUGACAGAUGCCAGACUAAGAGAAGUAGAAAUAGGUAAAGAGCAGAUGGGAUUUAUGAAGGGAAGGGGAACAACAGAUGGUAUAUUUUGUCUGAGGCAACUAAUGGAGAAAUUCAGGGCAAAGAAAAGGGACUUACAAAUGGUAUUCAUUGACCUUGAAAAGGUUUAUGACUGA
This is a messenger RNA of Macrobrachium nipponense, 387 nucleotides long. RefSeq lists its product as uncharacterized. The transcript has a single exon. Lineage: Eukaryota; Metazoa; Arthropoda; Malacostraca; Decapoda; Palaemonidae. The record is from RefSeq and is a predicted model, not a curated record. Bases 1 to 387 code for a protein of 128 amino acids.